Messenger RNA from Scatophagus argus, 3310 nucleotides. Its product is annotated as neoverrucotoxin subunit beta-like. The record is from RefSeq and is a predicted model, not a curated record. Bases 97 to 2187 code for a protein of 696 amino acids. Gene Ontology annotation, molecular function: protein binding. The transcript has 4 exons. Lineage: Eukaryota; Metazoa; Chordata; Actinopteri; Scatophagidae.
UCGCAGCAUCACAGAACAUCAGACUGGAAGCUCCAAGUCAAGAGGACUCGCACUAAACUCAGCUGAUCAUCACAGCUUCACCAGCAGGUUGGAGAAAUGGCCUCUGAUACCAAGAAGAUUGUUGCUCUGGGUCGACCUUUCACCCUGGGAAUGCUCUAUGAUGCUCGUGCAGAUAAACUGAUCCCAGGUUUGAGGUUGUGGGAUGAUGAAACCCUACAAGCAAAGAUAACUGAAAGCAAUAAGCCUUUCAGUGAAUUUCAAAUUUCUUCAUCUGACACCAUUGAAUCCAAGUCUUCUAUGCUGCAAGUUGAUGCUUCUCUAAAGGCCAGUUUCCUGAGUGGACUGGUUGAAGUUGGAGGAUCUGCCAAGUAUCUGAAUGAUUCAAAGAAAUUCAAGAAUCAAAGCAGAGUGACGUGUCAGUACAAAGCUACCACCAACUUCAAGGAGUUGUCAGUAAUUGACCUUAAAGAAAUGAACACCCAGCAGGUAGAUAUGAUUGAGAAGAGCUCAGCAACUCAUGUAGUCACAGGCAUCCUGUAUGGGGCAAAUGCUUUCUUUGUGUUUGACAGUGAGAAGUUAGAAGACAGCAGCGUUCGGGACAUCCAGGUCAAAAUUGAAGCUGUGAUAAGGAUGAUGCCCGUAUUUAGUGUUGAGAGCAGAGUUGAAACCAAGCUGACAGAAGAACAAAAAUCUCUGACCAACAAAUUCUCCUGCAAAUUCUAUGGAGAUUUCAUUCUUGAAAGCAACCCUGCAACAUUUACAGAUGCAGUGAAGACCUGUGCAGAACUUCCAAAGCUACUGGGAGGGAAUGGAGACAACAGUGUUCCACUGGAGGUCUGGCUGAUGCCACUGAACUUUUUUCACUCUAAAACUGCUGAGCUGGUGAGUGGGAUCAGCGUUGGACUGGUGAGGAAGGCACAGGAUGCUCUGCAGGAAUUAAGAGAAAUCAGAAUGAGGUGCAAUGAUUCUCUGGAUGACAAAGUGGUGCAGAAUUUUCCACAGAUUCAAGCUGAGUUAACCAGAUUCCAACAGUUGUGCGAGUACUAUGAGGCCAACCUCAAGCGGACCAUGGCAGAGAAAUUCCCCCUCAUCCGUGAAGGUAAAGAAAAUGAGAGCUCAGUAAACCAACUCCUCGACGACAGACAGAAGUCACCAUUCAGCUAUAAAAAUCUAGACAAGUGGCUGGAUCAGGAAGAGAGAGAAAUCAACAUCAUCAAGUCCUGUGUAGAUACCAUGGAUGGAAUGAAGAUUGUCAAAAGUGAAUCAGAGCUGGACAGAGAGGUUCUUUCUCCAGGUGUAGAGGAGGCCCUGUGCUUUGUUUUCACUUCCAUGGAGACUCCUGACCCUGGUCUUGAUGUGAUGGCAGCCUUCUUGGAGUCACGUGAAGCAGAGAGUACCAGUGAAGACCUGUGGUACUACUCAGGUGAAGUGAUAACCAAACUGAGGGACAAAGCCAAAGAUGUCAGGGAUCUUGCCAAAGGACUGAAGGGCAGCAGUCAAUUCCUUUUCCUGAUAGGAGCCAUUGAUAACAACAAACACAAAGGAGCAACCAUCUACCAUUACAGAAACGGCAUCCUGGUCACUGAUGACUUUUCAAAGCCUGAACCCCCUCCUGCGGAGACGAUCACAGACAGAAGAGAUCUGAUCUGGUAUUACUGUGACCUCACCCUGGAUCCAGACACGGCACAGGGCCACCUGACUCUCUCUGAGGGCAACAAAAAAGCGAAAUUUGGAAAAUGGAACUCUUAUCCAGGUCUGCCAGAGCGGUUUGACUCAUAUAAGCAGGUGUUGUGCAAAGAGGGUCUGAAUGGACGCCAUUACUGGGAGGUGGAGUGGGGUGGUUGUGUCCGUGCAGGUGUCACAUAUAGAGGCAUCAAGAGGAAAUCAUAUGAUUCAGAGGUUGCACUCGGAUACAAUGAAUUAUCCUGGGUUCUUUACUCUCAUCAGAACACUAAAUACGGCCAUCUUCAUAACAGUAAAGCCGUACCUAUUAGUGUUUCCUCUCUUGGCUUUAAACGACUCGGAGUGUAUCUGAACUGGCCUGCUGGCACUCUGUCCUUCUACAUGGUCGACUCCAACUUGGUGACUCACCUUCACACCUUCAAAACCAAAUUCAGGGAGGCAGUUUACCCAGCAUUCUUGGCUGGGUUCAAAGAUUCCGAACCUGGUCAGAUCAAACUGAUCUAAAAUGUAGUCAGAUGCUGAAUACAGAAUUUUGUCAGUGAUUUAUUUGAUUCCUCCUUCUGGGAUUCUGAGUUUUACAGGUAGCUGAGACCAAAUUUAGUCCGUGGUAGGAAAUGGUGAAGGUAUUGAUGAUUAAUUGACAAGUAAACUUCUUGUAGGAGGCAAUUGGUUUUCCAAUCAUCUGACAGCAAGCUUUUAUUUUGACAAGUACUCAGUUUCUUAAAUUACUAUGUUAUACAUCAGUUAUCAAUAGUCUGAAGGCCUUGCAUGACAAUUUUAGGUGUCUUUCUCCUGUACCAACUCUGUCCUCUUCUUUCACUCCACCACUCAUAGUUACUCAUAGUUUUGCAUUUUCAAGCAGACCUACAGUGAAAACUGUGGCAGUUUCGAUGCUUUAAGCCGUAAUGAGGACGGUCACAGGCAGAUUUUAGCAGCUGCAUCCAUGAAUAAGAAUAGAGAAGUUUUGUUUUUGUAUUGCAGAGUAGAGCUACUUAGUCCUCCAUGCUGUGACGGUGCUAACCAGUGCACCAUGUGCCACACCUGCAGUACAAUAUGAUGAGGAAUCAUGGAGGAUAAGACUUUUCUUUCUCACAUAACCUUGUUUGGAUCUCAGUAUAGAAAACCAUGCGUGGACGAGCAGCAGGUCAGAAGGUCGUAUUGUUGGCUUUGCUAAGUUUAUAUUCUGUUUUCUUGUGGCUUUGCUGUAAUCGCUGAAACUUUGAUGCUUGAGAGAUUAUUAAUAUGAUAUUGUGUUAGCUAAAUACAGUCACAGAAUAUAACUUAAACUGUGAUUAUUGUGCUUCCUAUAGCCUGAUUCAUGCUUGUGUUUAUUCAGGAUUGAGUUCUGUUUCUUUUGGUGUGGUUUUAAGUGAUCAUGGGUUCCAUUAAUCUUUGGGAAGCUGAAGGGGAAAACAGACUCAGGAAGGCUCUGCUGGUUGAGAGGAGAGUCGCUGUUAGAAAGCUGGUGUUUGUAAAGCUGAAGCCUUCCUGAUGUGAAGACAACAUCAGUGUCUGAUUUCUUUGAUCUGUAUGUUCAUGUAAUGAUGACAUUUAUCUACAACUCUGAUUGGACGUGUUUGUUCUCUUCUCCAGACAAAAAUUCAAUAAAGCGAAGAGCUGAGUCGAA